This is a messenger RNA of Lingula anatina, 750 nucleotides long. RefSeq lists its product as uncharacterized. Lineage: Eukaryota; Metazoa; Brachiopoda; Lingulata; Lingulida; Lingulidae. Gene Ontology annotation, molecular function: protein binding. Gene Ontology annotation, biological process: regulation of apoptotic process. The record is from RefSeq and is a predicted model, not a curated record.
AUGGCCCGCCUUCUGCUGUUAAACUACCAAGUUCGUCUGCAGAGGAAAUGGUACGAGCUGUGUGAUGGGCUGGCCGGCGGUUUCGCCCUGUCCCUGGGGCAGCUGCUUGUCCAGAAGGGGGUACUGACGGUCCAGGAAAAAGACCAGAUAAACCCAGAAUGGACGAGGCUACAACAGAACGAGAAGCUGUUGAAGUUUAUUCUGUAUUCAGAUGAUGAGACGUAUGAGAGGUUUCUGCAGGUGCUUGAGGGCCACCUUCCUUGGAUGGCGGAUGAGUUGCAUGAAGAUGUACCAGGAGAAGAACUCCAAAGACACCAAGACGCUGUAAAGAGGACUUGCACGCUGCCGUCAAAAUUAAGCCAUUUCACCGACCGAGAGGAGGAAAGACGACAGAUAACAACCUGGCUAACGGACUCACGGAAUACACGCACAGUGAUAGUACAGGGUCAUGGCGGCUUGGGGAAGACGGCUAUCGCAAUCCAAGUCGGCUAUGAGCUCCUCCAAUCAUACGGCGUCCGAGUAGUGAGGGCAAGGUUGCAAAAUGUUAAGACCACGUUCGACAUCUUGUAUUCCGUUCUCUCCAGUUUUAAUGACGUCACCCUGGACCUUGCUGAAAUUGGGUCACGGAACUCCAUCCUGGAAGGAAUACUUCGGAAUCUGCUUCAACGCCGAGCCUUUUUAUACCAUGCACGGAAUUCUGAGAUCCUUUAUAAAGAAAAAACUAACGGACCAGGAGAUGGGGAGUAUUGA